Messenger RNA from Eurytemora carolleeae, 962 nucleotides. RefSeq lists its product as uncharacterized. NCBI's taxonomy places the organism in Eukaryota, Metazoa, Arthropoda, Copepoda, Calanoida, Temoridae. The record is from RefSeq and is a predicted model, not a curated record. Bases 28 to 828 code for a protein of 266 amino acids. The transcript is spliced from 5 exons. Gene Ontology annotation, cellular component: mitochondrial outer membrane. Gene Ontology annotation, biological process: intracellular protein transport.
UAAGAAAAUGUAAAAUAUUUCAGAAAGAUGUCUGAGCAUGGUUCCAACGGUUCUAACGGUUCUAACGGUUCUAUAGAAGAAAUCGGACCAGAGGAGAUUGAGGAGAGUAUAAAUGAGAAUUCCGAGGUUCUAUCUGAAGAAUCAGUCCCCAACUCUGUACCAGCAGAUGAUCCUCCUCUAGACAACAUUGAACUCAUAAACGUUGUUGCUGAACCUGCUGCUGAGGAACCUGUUCUUCCAACUGAAUCCGCUCCGGUCGAAUCUACUCCUGCUCCUGAAGCAGAUGCUGUUUCUGAAUCAGGUGUUGCUCCUGAACCAGAUGUUGCUCCUGAAUCAGAUGCUGUCACCGAACAAGCCGCUCCUGAACCUGCUGCAGCUUCUGCUGAACUAAUUGAACCCAUUGUUGUUGAAGAUGUCGAUGAUGUAGAGGAAGUUCCUAGAGACCCUCUUCCUCCUGCUCCUCAACCUUCUAAGGUUCGAACCAUGAAUCCUGUCUCUGUGGACGAUGAGGAGGAGGAUGACGAUGAUAUUGAUGAGACACUGGUUGAAAGAUUAGUAGGUUUGACUGAAAUGUUCCCUGAGAGUAUACGCUCUGGAACUGUAUCCUUGUUUAAAAGUUCUUGGUCUGCUACUCAGUAUCUUUAUGGUUUCAGUAGAUCUGCAGGAUGGAUAUUCUUCUCAACAGCUUCAAUUCUAUUUAUGCCGGUAAUGAUUGAGACUGAGCGAUUGUCCAUUAUGGAUCAGCAGAAGCAGCAGAAAACUCAGAUGUUAUUGGGACCCGGAGUAGCAAGCAGCGGAGCCCCGUCCCUCGGCCCUCCCCCAAUCUAGAUUAAUUUUCAUCCUUAAAUUUUCCUGAUUUCGGUAGCAUUAAGGUUAAAGCAUUUUGAUUUGGUCACUAUGUUUAUUUUGAAAACUGGUUUUAUCUCUGGUUCAUUGUAUUCAGCUAAACUCGUGUUUUCAGA